AUGGUAGAUAUACAGCUGCGUCUACGUAUUCCACGUGGCGGCAAUCCAAUUCAUCCUGUUUUGACGCUAAUCGGCUUAGUGAUUCUUGGAGGCGAAGCAAUUAUAAGCUACAAAACGUUUCCACUUGAGCAACGAGUGAAGAAAUUGAUUCACCUUGUUCUCCACGCAAUUGCCAUCAUUCUUGGAAUCUGGGGAAUCGUUGCUGCUUUCAAGCACCAUAACGAGAAACACGUCCCAAAUCUCUACACUAUCCAUUCUUGGAUUGGUAUUGGUGUCAUGUCCUCUAUGGCCUCCAGCUUUAUAGUCUACUUCUACCCAAGAGGAUCUACAUCUCUCAGGAGCGAAUUCCUUCCGUGGCACGUGUUGCUCGGCAUCUUUGUUUAUGUUCUUGCUGUUGGAACCUCGGUUUUAGGGUUUCUUGAAAAGCUUACCUUUCUGGAAAAGUCAGGGCUUGACAAGUUUGGACCAGAAGCGUUUCUUGUGAACUUCAUGGCUAUUAUCACGGUUAUUUUUGGUACUUUGGUGCUACUCAUUGUUUCCUCUAAGCCUCCUCCUUCUUCCGAUGAGGAUAACUCUAGCUACUCAGCUAUACUACCUCUUCAAUCUUAA
This is a messenger RNA of Microthlaspi erraticum, 609 nucleotides long. Lineage: Eukaryota; Viridiplantae; Streptophyta; Magnoliopsida; Brassicales; Brassicaceae. The record is from the annotation of a GenBank genome assembly.